AUGAUAAACGGGAUCUACAAGAAGAGCGUAGCGCCGAUAAGGGCAGAGGACGCCGAUGGAAAAACUGAGGAAGACGCGGCGUCAGCGGCUGCCUGGACCAGCGUGCAUAAGAAGAGAGCUUUGUCCAGCUAUCGUCAAUAUCAUAAUAGGGAAAGCGUAGACGACUCGAUCGUGUCCCGCCUGCGUUGCUGUGAGCCCGUUUCUAGUGGAAGGCGAGCCCUUAACGAUGCGAACGUUUCUCUACAUCUCUUAGAGGCUUACGGAAGGGAUCACUGUGAAGCGUUGCCGACGAUGGUAUUGACGUUUGAGAACGUCUUGCAUCAUCCGCAGCCGACGACGCUGAUUUGCACGCCGUGGGCGAACAUCGGGAAUACACGGCGCCCCAACCGGGAACUCGAACAGAGAAAUCACAAGCCUCGCGCACGAAGCGUCUGCGGAGCACAUACCAUCAUACAGGCGAGCUGGGUCUGGGGUGUCAGAUAUCCACCGCUGGGAUCCGUUGUGGGCAUGCACCACACUAGGAAGCGCAAGGCGCGUGUAUGCGGUUCGACGACCGGCCGUAGCCCUAGAGGAAGGAAGACAUGGGCACAGUUACGACUCCAGCUAGAUCGCACGAGCUCGACGCAGGCGUACGCCCAGAGGGGCCGGGUAUGGGUUGAACAGCCAGUAGGGCGACGAGCUGAUGGGCCGGCUGAGGAUGCGGGACCAAGAGCGGUUUCCAGGAGUAGUGUAGUACAUCCAUCCAUGCAGGGCAGCCGCGUAGGACGUCCAUGGCGGGUGCAGAUGGACAGAUGGACGAGGCGAUGGGCGGCUUCGAGAGACCGGGAGGGUUGUCUUGUCUACCUUCAGAACGAGAGUGGAGUCCAACAUCACCCGUUGUCGCACCCGGCGGGCCGCCUCGCGAACGCAGACCCACAAGGUCCUCCUCUCCCGUACGCGUUCCGCACGGGGCCCCAUGGGGGGACGCGGGGACGCUGGCCGGUCGCAGCUGAUGCGUCUCUCGCAACUGAUGGCGAGGCUAAACGACUUCUCCCAGGAACGGGCGGUCGCGAAGGCGCGGAGAUGCGGGCAUCUGCUCCAGCUUGGCGCGGGCGGACUUGUCGGACAUCGCGACCACUACAUACUAGAGUGGCGGCAAAUGCUUCACGCGGAAGGAGCAGGCCAGUGCCAGCGAAAUGGAAGGUGUACUGUAUAGCGGACGCUGUGGCCACCGUAUGGAAUGGAGCGGUUGCUAUUCGUGCGGAGUGGAGGACGGAGCAUGCGUGCUGCAGUCGUCACGGGGAAAUGACGCCGAGUGGUAGCGAGGAGCAGGAAGGAGACGGUCGGGUUCACUUACGGGCGGAUAGUGUACGAACGUUCGAAAGGCAAAGAGGCGUCAGAGGGGCUGGCCGCGUAAAGGUUGCGGAGCGGCGGGAAAGAAGGCAGGAAGUGGGCGACGGCAGCGGUCAGCAGACGCUAUGGGAGGUCACGAUGGACGUCGUUGCGCGUGGUGGGCAGGGAGGGAAACGCGGGCGAGUGAUGGGGCGUGCUGCGUGUUAUGGAACGUCUGACGGGGAACGCAGGGGUGGGAGGGCGCGGCGGGGCGCGACUGGCGAUGGCGGGUGA
This is a messenger RNA of Dichomitus squalens LYAD-421 SS1, 1605 nucleotides long. RefSeq lists its product as uncharacterized. The transcript has 5 exons. Bases 1 to 1605 code for a protein of 534 amino acids. NCBI's taxonomy places the organism in Eukaryota, Fungi, Basidiomycota, Agaricomycetes, Polyporales, Polyporaceae. The record is from RefSeq and is a predicted model, not a curated record.